AUUUCCCCCCCCCCCCCCCCUCAUUCGACGUUUAACAAUGGGAUUAGGCGGUCGAUCGUGAAAUUUUGAUUAAAUGAUCCCGUUGCAGCGUUAACGCGCUCGCCAAUGGAAGUUUUCUUUUUGGCCUCUAUUAUCGCCUCACGUGCCAACUGUGUUUGUACCCUCUUCCCUAUCCCUCACGCUCCAUCCUCUCCCAACGUAACCCUAACCCUAAUUCAAACUCUUUUAUUUUAUUACAUGUUAAUUUCGAUUUUACACUCUCUAUUCUUUUGGACGGUACUGUAAUGCGUUGUUCUGGCAUAUCUAUCUUUGCGACUCCAAUCUUCUACUUCCACAAUGGAGGCGUUGAAGGAGAAUUUAGAAGAAAUAGAGAUUGGGAGCUCCGUCGAGUCAUUUCACAAGUUUUUGGAUUCGCAGAAGGAGCUUUUUCACAGUCAGAUCGAUCAACUUCAACGCAUCGUCGUCAAUCAAUGCAAACUCACCGGUGUCAAUCCUCUCUCUCAGGAGAUGGCAGCUGGUGCUAUGUCAAUAAAAAUUGGAAAAAGGCCUAGAGAUUUGCUAAAUCCUAAGGCUAUAAAGUAUAUGCAAGCAGUUUUCUCCUUAAAAGAUGCAAUCAGCAAGAAGGAAUCUCGUGAAAUAAGUGCUCAAUUUGGUGUAACAGUCACACAGGUUCGGGAUUUCUUUGCUAGCCAACGUUCAAGAGUUAGGAAACUGGUCCGUUUGUCAAGGGAGAAAGUUGCCAGAACAACUGUACGUGAACAACCACAAGAUGAGGUUCCAGCAAGUUCUGAUCCUAUGAUGCCUAUUAAUCUAGCUCCAUUAAACUCUGUGCAUCCUGAUCCUGAUCCAGUUCCCUUAAACUUUGCUGGUCCCAAUGGGGGUCCUGUAAGCUCUGUUGGUCCUUCCAGUGUUGAAGAAUCACCAUCUUGCUCAACACAGGAUGAUAUAUUACCUGGCUUAAAUGACUUAGACAAAAAUUUUGUUGAGAAUAUUUUCAUUUUGUUGCGGAAGGAAGAAACAUUUUCUGGCCAAGAGAAAUUGAUGGAAUGGAUAUUGCAAAUACAAAAUCCCUCAGUACUAAAUUGGUUUUUAACUAAGGGUGGUGUCAUGAUUUUGGCUACAUGGUUGAGUCAAGCAGCUGCUGAAGAACAAACAAGCAUUCUUCUUGUUGCCCUGAAGGUUCUUUGUCAUUUGCCCUUACAUAAAGCUCUUCCUGAACACAUGUCAGCCAUACUGCACAGUGUUAAUAGGCUGCGGUUUUACAGGACAUCAGACAUAUCAAACAGGGCAAGGGUUUUGUUAUCAAGAUGGAGCAAGAUAUUUGCAAGAAGCCAAGCUAUGAAAAAGCCAAGUGGUGUGAAAUCUUCUGUUGAUGCACAAGAAAUGAUACUGAAGCAGAGCAUUGAUGAAAUUAUGGGCAAUGAAUUAUGGCAGCCUAAUGUUGGUAAUCCUGAAGAUGGUGUUACUACUCCUGGAACUUUAGAAAAUACCAGGAAAGUGGAGCCUUCACAAACAUUAAAGCUGUUGCCAUCAUCAACAGAUGAUUCAAGUAAGAAGCAUGUCCUAGGUGUAUCCUUUACCAGAGAACGUAGAAAAGUGCAACUUGUGGAACAGCCUGGCCAGAAAACAGCUAGCAAAAGUCCCCAGGCUACAAAAGCAGUAUCCAUCAGUCAAAGUCGCCCAAUGUCUACUGAUGAUAUCCAAAAAGCAAAAAUGCGUGCUUUAUUCAUGCAGGGCAAGUAUGGAAAAACUGGUUCCUCAUCUAUUGGAACUAAUAUUAUGAAAACAGAAAGUUCCAGUAAACCCUCAAAUACUCAAUCCAGUAAUUUGUUCCCAGUUUCUAAAGCUCCCCUUCAGCCUAAGACUGUGGAACAUGAAAAACCUUUAAUAGUUCUCUCAAAAAUUUCUGAUAAGCGUGAAGGUUCCCUUGAUCCAAAGCAUAAAAUGGAUUCAAAGGAGCCUAUGGGAGAAGUGUGCAGGAGGAUCCAGAUACCUUGGAAGACACCAUCAGAAAUCAAACUCAACAGUCUCUGGAGAGUAGGCACUGGUGAGAAUAGCAAAGAAGUCGAUGUUCAGAAAAACAGAAAUCGUAGGGAGAUUGAAACCGUCUACCGGACAGUCCUAGAUAUACCAUCCAAUCCUAAGGAACCUUGGGACCUUGAGAUGGACUACGAUGACACGUUGACCCCAGAUAUCCCAGUUGAACAGCCUGCUGAUGCUGAUGCUGAUGCUGAUGCUGAUGCUGCAGAAACACAGGUGUCCCAUAAUGAAAAUAUAGUAGAGAACACAGUAGUUGCACCUGCACUCUCCUUGACCCAAAAUGAAGGUGGCAGUGCUGCAGAGCCUGACCUUGAGUUGCUUGCCGUAUUGCUCAAAAAUCCGGAAUUGGUUUUUGCAUUGACUAAUGCCCAAGGUGGUAAUCUAUCAGCCGAGGAAACUGUGAAGCUGCUUGAUAUGAUAAAGAAGAGUGGGGCUGGCUUAGCGAAUAGUUUAAGUGGGUUUGGUGGAGAAGUAAGGGAGAAGUUUGAAGUUUCUCUUCCAUCGCCAACUCCCUCGAGCAAUCCUGGAACGAGUGGAUGGAGACCUGAAGAUGCCAAGAACCCCUUUUCACAGCAAGGUUCAAGAAGGAACAGAGUUGCCUAUACUGAUCCGGUUGUCUCUACUCACAAUUCCUCCGUGGAUAAGCUUACCGGCUUAGUGCAGCCUCAGAAUCAAGCCAGUAGCACUAGAAUGCCUCAACAGCAAGCAAGCCUGCAAAUGCUACCCCAACAAGUACAAGGGGCAAUGCCUCCGUUUUCAUGGCCUCAAACAACUUCCAGUACAUCUGAGAACCGACAACCUUCUUUGGUUCUCCCAUCACAUCAAUCUUUCCCCUCAAAAUCCACGGUCUUACAAACACAGUCCUCAGAAAUGGGCUUAGCCACGAAAAAUUUACCCUUUAGUAGCCAUAGCUUAAAUAACUUCUCAGCCACAGCUGGAACUUCGAUGCGGAUAGAAACAGUGAACAACGUUAAACCAGUUCCAUCUGUAUCUUUCCCAAUGAAUGCUCCUGACAGACGACAAGAUUCAUUUCCAAUGCCAAUAGCAACACCAACACCAACUCGGCCGCAUUCACUCGUGUCCGAGCCAGCGGUUGUCCAGGCAUCUACAGGAAACCUUGUUUCGGUACCAGAUUCCUGGAGAGCUAGGCAGCGAUUAGCUUCCACUUCCGCAUCUCAAGUUAACCAAACCAAUAACGAUGGAAUGUUUCGAGGGUCUGUACAGCCUCAAGUGAGGUCAGGUCCUCCUUGGGAGAGAAAUGAAUACAAGGGUGACGAAGGGUUUGAAUCUUGGAGUCCAGAGAAUAGUCCUGGUAGGUCACCGGAGUACAUGCAAGGAAGAAACCAUACGGGAUCCGGAAGAAUAAAUACUGGGUGGAAGUAUACUCCUGAUAAUGGGUCCAGGCAACAGAAUCAUUCUGGGCGGUGGGAUCAUUACCGGAACGGAAACAGAAGGUGGCGUUGACACAUUGGAUUAAAUAUGUGUUGAGGAUGGGAUAGAGACAUUAGGAUUGGGAAUGGGGAUUUGGAACAAAGAAGACGGUUCCGGCUGUAACUGCAUUUGUUGGGAUGUGAAAGUCUCUUCCUAUUGAUUUCGAGUUUUGACGAAAAUCAUCUAAUGCUGGCGAAUUUAUACCAUCCUUAAAUUCUCUCUCUAUCUCUCUUUCUCUGUAAAGCUUGGAUGGCCCUUUGUGUCCAUUCAAGAUUCAAGAGUGAGGUUUGAGCUAGGUGGGAGAUUGCGUGCACAAAAACCCUUACUUUUAAUUUAUUGAUUUCAUUAAAAAAAAAACUCUUUAGUUUUUCGAAGAA
Molecule: messenger RNA, 3848 nt
Organism: Manihot esculenta (cassava)
Lineage: Eukaryota; Viridiplantae; Streptophyta; Magnoliopsida; Malpighiales; Euphorbiaceae
Product: homeobox protein LUMINIDEPENDENS
Exons: 13
Coding region: 337-3504 (1055 amino acids)
Biological process (GO): vegetative to reproductive phase transition of meristem
Cellular component (GO): nucleus
Molecular function (GO): DNA binding
Source: RefSeq, a predicted model, not a curated record